Molecule: messenger RNA, 2467 nt
Organism: Leguminivora glycinivorella
Lineage: Eukaryota; Metazoa; Arthropoda; Insecta; Lepidoptera; Tortricidae
Product: SET and MYND domain-containing protein 4-like
Molecular function (GO): protein binding
Source: RefSeq, a predicted model, not a curated record
AUAUAAACCAACAAUAUAGUGAGAAAAUAGUGUUCGCUUAGUAUAGAUCCAGCUAUAGUGCCUAAUUUGUAGAAAAUGAGUGGAACCAACAGUAUGGGUAUGCCGGAAGAUGUGUCGAAACAGUGGGAGAUUCUUCUGCUUCUCUUGUCUUCUGAGGAAAAGAAGAUAGACAGAACGAGUGACUGUGAAGUUGACACGAUGAACUACUUCUUGAAGAACGAAGGAGUGAGAAAAAUCCUCCUCCACUGGCUAAGCCAAAUGCGCUCAAGCUAUGCCCGUAAAACCAGCGAGUCUGACACUGCCCUCAAGUGUGACGAGGUGUCCCUGCUGUGGCGACAGCGAGGCAACGAGAAGUUCCGCGCCAGCCUGCUUCGGGACAGCUACGAAUGCUACAACAAGAGUGUGCUGUACGCGGCGCGGGACGGGGAGAUGCUUCCUCUCGCUCUGGCCAACAGGUCCGCGGCGCUGCUCCGGAUGAAGAGGUUCAAGGAAUGCCUCUCCGACAUAUCGCUAGCCCUGUCCCAGGGGUACCCUCGCGAGCAACGGCACAAACUGCUCCUCAGACGCGCGGACUGCCACGCGGAGCUCCGGUCCCGGACCGAAGCCCUAGCGGCGUUAGAGGAAGCGAGGGCACAUGCGGCGGAGCUCCGGUUGUCGCCUGCUAGUACUGCGGAGUUCGAGCGUCUAGUGAAAAUAAUGGAAAACAAGAUGGCCGCCCAAGAGGAAGCGGAAGUGAAGAAAGAGGAGCCUUUACCCGACCUUUAUAUGGGAGAAAACCCCAACUUUGUGUCCGCAUCUAAUGCUAUAGAGUUAAGACAAAACGAAACCGUAGGCCGGCACGUCGUGACGACAGCGCCAACACGUCGAGGCGAUGCGUUAUUCUCUGAAGAGCCUUACGCGUGGGUGGCGCUGCCUUCGCCAGAGCCAGUCUGCGAGGGCUGCGGCGGUGCGGGCAGUAACCCUAUACCCUGCGUCACAUGUUCCCGUUCCAUAUACUGCUCCGUAGACUGUAGGGUCUCAGCGACCCACCAUCGCUGGGAGUGUCCCGGGGCCACGUUCAAUCUCUAUCCCACUAUUGGCAUCGCCCACUUGGCCUUAAGGGUUCUCCUAGUUGGCGCGGAAGACGGAUUCCCUCCACUUUCCUCUACAGAAAACCCUCGGACAGCUAUGGAGCUAUUUCAGGGCUACGCGCGUGUGCAAACCCCGCUGUACGCGCGAACAACGCACCGCUUCCACAGAAUGUUUGGGCUGCUCAACAACUUCGACAAAAUGAACAACGACUACAUACAGUAUGCACUGACUGCCACGAUGCUGACGUUGUACUUAGAAAACUACACGAAAUUCUUCACAUACCUGCCUUCUAGGGUGCCUUACCCGUUGUCCCAAGGGCAACUGCGGUUGUUCGCAGCAGCCUUACUCUUAAGGGCCAUGGGCCAACUGGUGUGCAACGGCCAUGCGACUCUAAGCCUGGCCACUAUGGACCAUGAGGACGGCCGGACAGUGAGUGAGCGAGAGGUGCGACGCGCGACGGCUAUAUACCCAUCGGCGGCCAUGAUGAACCAUUCUUGCGACCCUAACAUUAUCAACACAUUCUAUCGCAAUCGGCUUAUCGUGGUGUGCGCGCGAGAACUACCAGCGAACACAGAGGUAUUCAACUGCUACGGGCCCGCGCGCUCGCGCGAGCCUGCCGCGCACCGCCGCGCGUCUUUACGCGCCCAAUACAUGUUCACUUGCAACUGUGACGCUUGCACUGACCCGCAGGACGGAGUGCUCCUCUUCUCAGCGUACCUGUGUCAGUCGUGCAAGGGCCCCGUGGUCUGCAGCGGCGGCGCCAAGCGCGCGCAGUGCCAGCAAUGCCACGCGCCCUUCCAGCUCCAAGGCGCGCUCGACACCUUGGAGAAAGCCAACGAACUGUUAUUACAAGCGGAACGCGCGCCAUCAGUAGAAGCCCGUAUCGAGCACGCCCACGCCGCCUAUAAGCUCAGACAGCAAGUUUUACACCGACACCACGCUUCUCUGCGCGCCGCCGCCGACAAACUAGCCAGGCAUUACGCCGACGCCGGUGAAUUCACCAAGAGCGUGGAGUUGAUAAAGCAGAAUAUACAAAGCCACGAAUAUCAAUACGGCUCGUUUAGCGUCGAGGUGGCCCACGAGCUAAGGAAACUGUCAGACGUGAUGCUGGAGAGGGUCUUCAACUCGCAACAGAGCCCUGAUUAUCGGGACUGGCUCCUAGAAACCCACAAGAUCCUAACCAAGGCCGUCCAGCUGACGUCCCUGAACUACGGGUGCUGGGAGCCGCUGGUGUCCCGCCUCAAGGAGCACGAGGCGCUGGCCGCAGCCCUGCUGGCCGAGGCGCGCGCCGCCUCCCGCUCCGCGCACACAGACCUGCACUACCACCUUAAGAUAUAGCCUGCCCACAGACAACGGUCGCUUUGAAAUCUCUAAAUUACCAGUGCAACCCCAAAAU